Molecule: messenger RNA, 6049 nt
Organism: Musa acuminata AAA Group (dessert banana)
Lineage: Eukaryota; Viridiplantae; Streptophyta; Magnoliopsida; Zingiberales; Musaceae
Product: protein NETWORKED 1A-like
Exons: 8
Coding region: 865-5748 (1627 amino acids)
Molecular function (GO): actin binding
Source: RefSeq, a predicted model, not a curated record
UGUGCUGUAGUACCACAAGAAUGGAAAUAGAUCCAUGUGAUGAGGUGAUUGGAAGACAUUCCUGGAUUCACUGCACUAUUCCUAGCUGUAAUCCCAGUCCUAAUUGCCACAGAUCUACCAAUUUGGCAUAAAAAAAUCAGUCCCAUUUCCUUAAUUCUUCUUUCCAUUCCUGUUUUCGUCUUGUACUCGAUUUUCUUUUAUCCUUUUUGGUUCUUUCUGUGCUUUGCUUGCCAUCUCAUUCCUCUAGCCAGACCAGAAGAAUCUAACACAGGAGCAACUUGAAGGAGAAGUAGAGAAAGAGGAGAGCAGAGAGGGGAAAGAGAAAGGGCAAAUGGGGUGAGAGUGGAUGGAAAAGCAGCUGGAUCUUUCAGCACAGCUGCUUGUUGAGUCCAAAAGAUAAAUCUUUUUCUCGGUGUCAGCGUGUUGUUCCCAGAAGACCCACUUUUAACGUUCCGAAUGGUUCGAUUGACUUGUAGUUGGCAGGAAAUGUGAUAUUGUGGUUUCUCUUUGGCGAUCGUUUCAUCUUUCAGGUUUUUGGCUUCAUUUCUCAGUUCGACGAGGACCGCCGUCGAAAGAUUUUUCGUGAUAUAUGCGUAGUUUCCCAUGAAUCAAUGUCUACCAAGUUGCAGUAGAACAUCAUGAUCGUGGUGUAGAUUUUGCGGUAGAAGUUGGGUUUUGGAUUGUCCUGGAAGGUUAAUCGCUACUCUCUUGUCAUCAAGGAUGUGGCUGGUGUUAAUGGAUCACAUGUAGCAUCAAUUUUUCUGGAUCUGUUAUGUGAUUGAAGAGCUCUUGAUCUGUGUUUUGGCCCGAAAACAGUGUCUUUUGGGAUAGAAGCAGAUACUAGUGGCAUUUUAAUCUAAAAUCAUGGCAACACUAUCUCAUGCUGAAUCUAGACGCUUGUAUUCAUGGUGGUGGGACAGUCAUAUCAGCCCGAAGCAGUCUAAAUGGCUUCAGGAUAAUCUCACUGAUAUGGACAACAAGAUCAAAGCAAUGAUCAGGCUCAUUGAAGAAGAUGCUGAUUCCUUUGCAAAAAGAGCAGAAAUGUAUUACAAAAAACGUCCUGAGCUUAUAAAACUUGUGGAGGAAUUUUACCGAGCAUACCGUGCUUUAGCAGAAAGAUACGAUCAUGCAACCGGGGCACUUCAUCAGGCUCGCCGAACUAUAGCAGAAGCUUUUCCUGAUGAAAUCCCACUUGAAUUCUGUGAUGAGCCUCCAUAUGGAUGUCCUGUAUCUGAUUCAGGGAUGGAUAAUCCUGAAACGUCUGAGGAAAGCUUUAACAGAGAUGGAUUACAGCAUGAUGUUUUCGGCUUGCCUGGUGAAGUGAUGAAAUUGAAUGAGGUUUAUUCUGGUGAAACUGAGGUAACAUCAACCGAAGCUUGUUUGAAGCAGUUGAAUGAAACAUUUGUAACGAAUACAAAUAGUGCAAAUUUUGCUGGAGGGAGGGAAGGAAAAAGUUCAGAAUAUAAAUUACUUCAGAAAGAAAUUUCCAGGUUAUUUAAUGAAAACCAGGAUCUGAAGAAGCAAGUCACUUCAGAAUCAGCACGUGCUGAAAAAAAUGAAAACAAUGUUCAACUCCUAAAAGAGAUGUGCUUUAAGGUAAAAUCUGAAAAAGAAGAUGCCCUGACUCGAUACGAAGAAUCCCUGGCGAAGGUGUCUCACCUGGAAGAUGAAACCUCAUGCACCAAAGCAGACCUUAAGAAGCUUAAUGAUGAGAUGCUUACAGCAGCUUCAUGUUUGAACAUUGCUGAAGAGCGAAAUCUUGUAUUGGAGACGGCUAAUCUAUCUUUACAGUUGGAACAUGACAUUCUAAAUCAGAAGAUAAUAGCACAACAGGAGGAGCUUAACAAGAAGGGACAGGAGCUGGAGAUUCUCCACAUCUCUUUACAAGAUGAACAACAAAGAAAUGUGAACGCCGAAAUGACUUGCCAGUCUAUCGAGAAGCGACAUACCAGAUCUGAGGAAGAGAUGAGGCAUCUGAAACUGGAGAAUAAAAGUGGAGCUGAAAAGCUCAAGAAUGUGGAGGAAGAACUCCAGAUGAUUAGGGAGGAAAAUGACAGGCUGAAUGAACAGAAGCUCUCAUCUGCUCUGAAGAUAAUGGAUCUUCAGGAUGAGAUUAUUUCCCUGAUUGAUAUGAAAAGGAAACUUGAAGAUGAAGCUGAUCUCCAUAUAGAGGAAAAGGAAGCUCUUCAGGUGGAGCUAUGUCGUCUAAAAAAAGACAGAAAUGAUUUGGAACAGAAGUACAACACACUGAUAGAGGAAAUACAAGCAAUCAAUUUAUGUGUAGAAUCCCUUCAGUCAUUGAUAAAGGACUUAAGAAAGAGAAAUCUUGACUUGAAAGAGGCAAUAAAAAAAACUGAAGAUGAAAGAACUCUUUAUCUAGACAAGCUAAACCAUAUGCAAACAAUGACAAAGGAGAAUGCUGUCCUGGAAGCUUCGCUGUUGGAUGCAAAUGGUGAACUAGAAAGAUUAAGAAUAAAAAUAACAGAAUUAGAAGAAUCCUCUGACCAUCUCAGGCACAUGUUUUCUGUCCAUCAAGCUGAAAAGGCUGCACUUAUCUCCCACAUGGAGAUUGCUGCUCAAAAUAUGGAGAAACUUUUAAAGAAAAAUACGUUCUUGGAGAACACCCUAUCUGAUAUGAACAUUGAACUAGAAGUUUUGAGAGAAAAUUUGAAAAAUGUGGAAGUUUCCUGCAAAUCACUUCAUGAUGAAAAAUCUUGUCUUCUUUCUGAAAAAACUACUCUCAUAUCUCAGUUGCAGAGCAUUCAACAGAGUCUGGAGAACUUGGAUGGCAGGUACCGUGACUUAGAGAACAGAAGCUUGACUCUAGAUAUGGAGAAAGAUUCAAGACUUGAUUGUGUGGCAGAGCUGCAGGAGUUAUUGCAACUAGAAAAGGAAGAACACAGUACCCUUAUUCAAUCCAGCGCUAGUCAGCUGAGUAUGUUGGCAAAUUUGAUAUAUGUUCUUCGGGAAGAAGGUCAGGAGCGGGAGGAGGAUUUUGAAAAGGAAAACUACAAAAUUAUGAAUGCUCAGAUUGAGAUUUUCAUCUUGCAAAGGUGUUUGUGUGAUAUGAAAGAGGAGAGUUUGAUUCUUUCAGUAGGAUCUCAGAAACAUCAAGAGGCAUUAAGAUGUGCAGAAAAACAUAUUCUGGAACUUGAGCAGAAAUGCCUGACUCAAGAGAAAAAGAUAAAAUCUUUUACAAUGCAUAAUGAGAAACUUAGGGAAUGGUUUCAUCUGAUUGCAAAAUCACUUAAGAUCAAUCUGCGGUACAUUUCAUUAGAUGCUAUCAAAGAUGAAGGACUUCUACAACUUGUUUUCGAUGAAAUUAGACAGAUGCUGCACACUAUUUCUGAGGCCCAGGAUGAAAAGCAACAUCUGCUUCUUGAAAAAUCAGUUGUGUUCACCCUUCUUGAGCAGCUAGGGAAGUACGUUGCAGACCUGAGGGCCGAAAAGACUUUACUUGAUAGAGAAUGCAAAAUAAGACUAGAGGAGUUUACACUGCUAAAAUGCAAGAAUGAUGAAUUAUUUGAAAUGAACAAACGACUGACAAAGGACAUGCAGACUAGCAACCAAAGGGAGGAAGCACUGAGGGCCGAAGUGGAUGUGCUAUUCAGAGAGUCAACAUACUUACAAGAGGCUCAGAGCAUGUUACAAAUUGAAAUAUCUAAGAUGCUUGAGGAAAACAAACUGAUAUCUAACAACCUUCAUGACUUGGAAGAGGAGAACAAUGUUAUCCUUUCAGAGUUUAUGGCCUUGGACUGCCUCUUUGUGAUGUUUAAGAGUAUUGAUUCAGAGAGAUUGUUUGAACUACAGCUACUAAGUAAUGAAAGAGAAUAUCUUAACAAGGUGAAGAACAAGCUUGAACAGGAGAUCAGAUCAAUCAAUGGAAAAAUAUUAGUGCUGGAAGUUGAAAACACACAUCUCAAAAAAUCAUUUGCUAGCUUAAAUGAAUGCAGAAGUUUGCUAAUGAACAAUUCGAGAAGUAUCUGCAAACGACUUAACCUACAAACAAAGACAAGUGAUUGCUUGUCACAGAAAAAGCAGAGCCUAAAAAGAGCACAAGAUGUGAACCCACAAAUUUGUAAGAAACCUAUUGAUCUUAUGUUGGAUAUUAACGAAACUAAGGCCAGAGAAGAAAUAGAGAACAAGAUUUCCAUCUUGCUGGAUGACUCUGCUUGUAAGGAAAAUCAGAUUGAGUGUUGUUGUCAAGAAAAUGAGGUGUUGAAAUAUGAAGUUAGUACGCUGCAUAAAGAUCUCGAGGAGCUCAGAAGCAGAAAUGAAAAUUUGACUUCUGAAGUGUGGAAAAAAAUGGAUGAGCUCAAAUCCUCCGAUGUAGUAAUUACAUCAUUAUUGCAAGACAUUCAGUUUGAAACAAUCAAUGCAGCAGUGUUUAAAGAAAAGGUACUUGAGUUGAUAAAAAUAUGUGAGAACCUUGAGAGUCAUGGCAUAACACAAAGGGAAGUUCUACAAAAGGAAAUCACACCAAGAAAGUUUACCGUCAAUGAGUCAGGGAAAAAUAUUUAUGUCCUUGAAGAAGAAAACAGAGGACUGAGGGCUGACUUGAAUGAAUAUGCAAUCUAUUUGGCAUCUUUGUGUGACGAUAUUGCUCUCCUAGAAGAGCUUACCCUUUCCCUUGCAAGGCGCCAUUCAACAUCAAUCAAUCAGGAAAUUGAGGAUGAUCAGGUUGAUCCUUUUCCUAGCACCACAAACAAUGAAGAAACAUCCCAAGAUUAUAAUGCGAUAAAACCUACAGGACUUUUAAGACUAAAAUGUUUGCACAACAAGGUUAAAGUGCUCCAGGAGGUGAUGAUGAAUACUGGAAGUAUUCUGGAGCUGGAACGAUUUGAUUCAGAUGCUAGUUUGGAGGCUGCAUGGAAAGAAAUUGAAGGCUUAAAAUUGAAGGGGAACCCGCACAACCGGACCACUAAAUCAAAGUAUGAACAGAUAUUGAAAGAUAUACAACUUGAUAUUGUUUUGAAUUCUUCAUCAUAUGAGAAUGGUGAGCCUAGAGAAACUGAUGAAACCAUGGAUCGGAUGCUUCAACUGUGGGGAGCUGCUGAAGGGUACGACAGCUGGAAGAAGAAAAGUCCCAUGAUAACUGAGAACAGUACGACAGAUUACCAGAUCGAAGAUAAUGAGAGUGAGUACACUUCAGGUGAACUGGAAGCUGAGAAAGAAUUGGAUGUUGACAAGCUAGAGCUACCCAAAAAAGCUGCAACCCACCAGGAAUGGAACAAAAUGGUCAUAGAAAGACUUUUUUCUGAUGCUCAGAGGUUGGUGAUUCUCGAAGCAAGCUUACAUGAACUACAGAGGAAUAUGGAAAGAUCUCUAAAGGUCAGCAGCCUGACUAGAUCCGAGUUCAAUGCCAUCAACAUACAGUUGAAGGAGGCUGAGGGAUCCAUAAUACAGCUCAUUGAAGUGAAUAGUAAGUUGGCAAGCAAAGUGGAAAGCUUAUCUACAUCCCUUCGAGAUGAAACCAUGGAAAAAGACAUUGGGAGCAAAAGACAGAAGCAAAUUUCCGAUUGGGCUAGGAAGGUGUCUGAGAAAAUUGGAAGGCUGGAACUGGAAAUGCCAAACAUUCAAUACAGGUUGCUGAAAUUUGAGGAAGAUCAUGCGAGCAAGAGAGCAAAAAAAGUUGCUAAAAGAAGAUCAGCGAUUCGUCUGAGAGAAUAUAUCUAUGGAAGGAAAAACAGCCGAAGACAGAAAGAAGGCUCUUCUUGUGGGUGUAUGACGGCAACAACUAGUGACUGACUACUAUCUCUCAUGCUGCUUUUAUCAGUUUAUAUGCUGCAUGAUGUAAAUUAUGUUUUAUGAUGGCUUUAGAUACAAUGUCUUAUCGGUGAUGAUCGACUAAUUUAUCAAGAGGUUGUAUAUGGUAGGCCUAAUCUGCAUGCAUUACUUGGCUGUUGCUUUGUUAUGUAACUUGCAUGAACAGUCCACUUGCUAAGUCUCAUUUUCAUUGGAUAUUAUUUGCAGGCUGUUGCUAAUUUUGUUAUGUUGUCAUAGUUGUUUGCAAUAAUUGCUUUCUAAAACUUCUUCUAAUCUUGUUUCA